Molecule: messenger RNA, 1119 nt
Organism: Prosopis cineraria
Lineage: Eukaryota; Viridiplantae; Streptophyta; Magnoliopsida; Fabales; Fabaceae
Product: zingipain-2-like
Exons: 4
Coding region: 57-977 (306 amino acids)
Cellular component (GO): lysosome
Molecular function (GO): cysteine-type endopeptidase activity
Source: RefSeq, a predicted model, not a curated record
GGGAAUCUGUUUUUCCUUCAAAGGUAGAAAAAGAGUUUGGAAUAUUCCAACAAUGGAUGAAGGAGCAUGGAAGAAUCUACCCAAACUUCGAAGAGAGCGAAACUAGAUACCAGAUAUUCCAGAGGAAUCUCAGGUAUAUCACAGAGAUGAAUGCUAAGAGAUCAAACUCGACUUUCAGUUAUCGUUUGGGCCUCAACAAGUUUGCUGAUAUGAGUCCCGAGGAGUUCAAGAGAGUGUACCUACGUGAGCUCAAGAUUCCGACCACCACCAACACCACGACUGGUUCGAGGACGGAUUAUGCGGAGCAGAAGGACUCCUGUGGAGCACCUGCUUCCAUGGAUUGGAGACAGAAUGGAGUUGUCGUUGGAGUUAAAAACCAGGGAAGCUGUGGUAGUUGUUGGGCAUUUGCAGCUGCUGCAGCCAUUGAAUCAGCACACGCAAUAUCCACAAGGGAACUUGUUUCCCUUUCUGAACAAGAACUCAUCGAUUGCGAUUCCAAGGGCCAGGGCUGUUCGGGAGGAUGGCCGUCUUAUGCCUUUGAUUGGGUUGUGGGAAAUGGUGGUAUAAGCAAAGAAGAUGAUUAUCCUUAUGCUGCUCAAAAGGGUUAUUGCAGAGCCAACAUGAAUGGGAAUAGUGCCGUGAAAAUUAGUAGUUAUCAACGUGUAACACCAUCUGAUGAUGCUCUCAUGUGUGCUACUGCUCAGCAGCCUAUUGCUGUGGCUUUAGAUGCAACAAAUAUUCAGCUUUAUAACGGUGGAAUUUAUGAAGGUGAGGAUUGCCCAAGGGAUUCAAACCGUUUGAAUCAUGCAGUCUUGAUUGUUGGAUAUGGUUCGGAAGAUGGAAAGGAUUAUUGGAUUGCGAAGAACUCAUGGGGAGAAGGUUGGGGAAUGAAAGGAUACAUCUUAAUCCAUAGGAACACAGAUUUACCAAAUGGAGUUUGCUCUAUCAACACUGCAGCCUCCUACCCAAUCAUAUAAAGCUACCACUUCUAUUGUCAAUUUUCUUGUAUGUGGGUUACUUUGAACCAAAAUCUAUCAUAAAGUUUAAAUAAAAUGUCAUAAAUUAUAUUAUUAAUUAUAGCAAAUCAUUUUAUAUGUUGUAUUAUUUAAUAUUACUAAA